Molecule: messenger RNA, 342 nt
Organism: Iphiclides podalirius (scarce swallowtail)
Lineage: Eukaryota; Metazoa; Arthropoda; Insecta; Lepidoptera; Papilionidae
Source: the annotation of a GenBank genome assembly
AUGGCUAAGCUUUUGAUCGUCCUACUAGCGUUAGCAGCGGUGGUAGUUGGCAGACCAGGAUUCGGUUACGGAUUUCAUAGCGAAGAAAACGGUAGUUUCUCCCACGGAGGGCAUGGCUUCGGGAGUCACAGCGGCGAAGAUCACGACUCUGAUGGUCAUAGCAACGAAUCCUCUAGCUCCGGAAGUUAUAGCAGCGAAGAACACCCUGUCGACAGCACCGGGUUUGGGCCAGGACACGCUCACGGCGGACACAGCAGUGAGAGUUCCGAGCAUGGUAGUUUUGAACAUGGUGGACACGGCCAUAGUAUCGAAGAGUGCGCAGCAGAAAGCCAUGAGCACUAU